UCCAUCUGCCCCCUCUCUGUACUCACGUCUCCUUCACCUUCUCCAUUUCUGCACUUUAAAUUUGCUGUGCUGUGCUCUGCUCUGCAUGUGCCAUUGCUCAUCGUCUUCGCAUUCAAUUCCAAUUCCAAUGCCGGACGUGGACGUCGAUGUCGAUGCCGCCUCCCGUCUCUCCUCCUGCAACCACCAUUAACAUUAAUGGUGCUUACUCUGCAGAUUCCGCCAUUGCUGCAGGAAAUAGUAAUACAAUCCCUCAGGGUUUAGCCGCGAGCAAUUUCUCGAUAAUGGCACCAGACAACAACAAUUGGCUCUCCUUCUCCCUCUCCUCCAUGGAAAUGCUCGACGCUCCGCAGUCGCCGUUUCCGGCAACCGCCGCCGCCACCGAUAAUCGCGGUUACUCCACCGCCUUCGAAGAUAACUUUUACGACGGUGCUGCUGCAGCUUGGGAGACUCAGAAAUCGCAGGCAAUGUACUCCGACGAAGCCGACAACGCCGCCGCCAUCUACACCGCCUACAUGCAGCCAACUCCGCCGAAGCUGGAGGAUUUCUUCGCCUGCGGCGGCGGAGAAUCGGCGGAGACUCAGGACUCGUCCUUGACUCACCUCUACGAUUCCGCUGCUGCAGCGGCGGCUUACUUAGUCAAUCCUGAGCCGCAAAACCUCCCAAGUAUUACCGAUUUCCAGGCGGCACCGGCCACUGCCGCCACCGCCCCCGCCGGCGGCUCCUUCUCGAAUAACUCGAGCUCUGAGGUUGAUGACUCCGCGUUGGUCGGAGUGCAGAAUCAGUCGCCGCCGGUGGAAUCGGCGGCCGAGUUCGCCGCUUUUCCAACUUCCGGCAACGAGAAUAAUAUCAGCAAUAAGACCCUCGUCGUUUGUACUGAUUCAGAAAGCUGCAGGAAACUUGCUGAUACAUUUGGUCAAAGAACUUCCAUUUACAGAGGGGUCACAAGGCACAGAUGGACAGGCAGAUACGAAGCACAUCUGUGGGACAACAGCUGCAGAAGAGAGGGGAAGGCAAGAAAGGGCCGUCAAGUGUAUUUGGGUGGAUACGAUCAGGAAGAUAAGGCGGCGCGAGCCUACGAUUUGGCUGCUCUGAAGUACUGGGGAGCGAGUGCGACGACUAACUUCCCUAUUGCCAACUAUCCGAAAGAGCUCGAGGAGAUGAAAAAUAUGACGAAACAAGAAUUCAUUGCAUCGCUUCGAAGGAAAAGUAGCGGCUUCUCUCGGGGUGCAUCCAUUUACCGGGGUGUGACGAGGCAUCAUCAGCAAGGUCGGUGGCAAGCGAGGAUUGGCCGUGUUGCCGGGAACAAAGAUCUCUACCUGGGGACAUUCGCGACUGAGGAAGAGGCGGCAGAGGCGUACGACAUUGCUGCAAUAAAGUUCAGGGGAAUAAACGCGGUUACCAACUUUGAAAUGAACCGUUACGACAUUGAAGCCAUUGCAAGAAGCCCUCUCCCGAUAGGCGGAAUGGGAAAGCGUCUGAGGCUCGCGGUCGAGGCUGAAGAAAAGCCUUCGUCUAAUUUGCCCCUGCCUCUGCCUCUGCCUCUGCCUCUGAUGAAUACUACUGCUACUACUGCAUUUCAAGCACCGUACAAUCCCAAUGGCAUUGGCUUUCCAGGCAUGGGCAUGGGAAUUCAGACAUUCUCGAACUUGAACAACAACCUUCCUUACGGAAUGCCCUUCGAUGCUUCAGCUUCGGCUUCUGCUCCAUUUUAUCAUCACAACCUCUUCCAGCAGAGCGGUGCUGUGGCGUCUGGAUCGAUUGCGAAUCCGAUGAAUCCUAUCAGUCUUGUCCCGCGCGGGAGCGAGUACUUGGGCUGGCCUAAUCCUCGCCAGCCGUAUUGACGGUUCCGAUC
Molecule: messenger RNA, 1852 nt
Organism: Andrographis paniculata
Lineage: Eukaryota; Viridiplantae; Streptophyta; Magnoliopsida; Lamiales; Acanthaceae
Product: AP2-like ethylene-responsive transcription factor AIL7
Exons: 10
Coding region: 147-1841 (564 amino acids)
Biological process (GO): regulation of DNA-templated transcription
Molecular function (GO): DNA binding; DNA-binding transcription factor activity
Source: RefSeq, a predicted model, not a curated record